UGUCGACUUGCGUUUCCCCGUGGAUUAAUUGAUCGUAUUUUCUGAGCCUCAAUGGAAAUAUCACCAAUUGAAUUUUUUAUGAUUUCUCGAGUCACAAGGUUGUGUGUUGUGUGUAGCAGGUAUUUCUGUUAUGGAAACUCAAAUCACUGAAAAAAAGCCUCGCGUGUCCAUCGAGUAUUGUCCGAAGUGCCGUUGGUUGUUACGUGCAGCAUGGCUGGCACAGGAACUCUUGACAACGUUUGAAACUGUGAUUGGCGAAGUAGCCCUUAUACCGGGCGAUGUCGGUGUGUUCCAGGUUAAAGUGGAAAAUGAAAUCGUUUGGGAUCGAAAGACAGAGGGACGAUUCCCUGAAGCAAAGGAGCUGAAACAAGUCGUCAGAGAUGUCAUUGCACCCGGAAAAUCCCUCGGUCAUUCCGAUCGCAAGGAGCAGCAACCUGCAUCUUCCUAGAAAAACUAGUCCCACAGAAAAAGGCAAUAAAGGGCGGGACACUGUUGCUGUAUCCGUGUGAGAUCUGAUAACAAGCUGCAGCGUACAUUGCGUUGAUUCCUAUAAAAAUGUGAUGUAACCCACCUUUUACUUUCUAAUUAUGCCGUAUUGUUGGAACAUGCGAGCUGGAAAGCAUGUUCGAAAAUGCUUCUGUUGGAACCAGUCGUUCUUCGUAGUAAACGAUCGAUUUGCAGCAUUUACAGUCGACACUGUGGAACUUUGAUGAAGACUGGUGAUAAAGAA
This is a messenger RNA of Radiomyces spectabilis, 730 nucleotides long. RefSeq names its product selT/selW/selH seleno protein domain-containing protein. Lineage: Eukaryota; Fungi; Mucoromycota; Mucoromycetes; Mucorales; Radiomycetaceae. The transcript has 5 exons. The record is from RefSeq and is a predicted model, not a curated record. The coding region runs from base 131 to 448 and encodes 105 amino acids.